AUGAUACAUGAUGCUCUAUUAAUUCUUUGGGAUUGUUGCCAAACAUCGGAAGGAGUCCAGCAAGAACCACUUACUUACGCUAAUGAAGGAGAUGCUGUCAUUUACAAACAAAUAUCAAAAAUUGCAUAUAGUCACCAUAAGAUCCAAAAUUUUGUAAUUGGUACUGGAUAUUUAUCAAGAAAAACACAUGAAGCAUCUGGACACAGAAUGUUUGGUUUAUAUGGACAAGCAUUAAGUGAGGGAAUAUCAGAAGUUCUACAGUCUUAUAAAAAAACUCUUAAAGAUGUAGAAAGUCUUGUUAUUGGUAAUAAAAAUUACACUUUAGCGUUUGUAUAUAGCUAUGUUGAGAAAUAUCAAGGCCUAUUUAAUACCAUAAACAGAAUUAUUUCAACAUUAAAGGAGAGAAGGCUUAUUGGUUGUCAGAUUUUAAGCCUCUUGCAUCAAUAUAUUUUGAGUGGCAAUGAAAUGGUACAUGAAGCUAUCGUUAAAAUUUUUUCAAAUAUCAAUGCUGUGUUUAUGAAUCAACUAUGCACUUGGUUAUUAUAUGGAGAGCUAAGAGAUCCCUAUGAAGAAUUUUUCAUUAAUAGUAUAAAGAAGAAUGACUCAACAGAUACUUUUUCAUCAUGUCAAUCAACCACAAUUACCUGUGAGAAGUCACUAGUGUCAACACUACAGCAAACACCUCUGGAUUGUGGUUAUAAUUUGAACUCAACAAUGAUACCGUAUUUCAUACCAUUGUCUUUGGCACAAGAGAUAUUGUUUGUGGGAAAAACCGUUAUACUAUUUGGUUUUGAUCCAAAAAAAGUAAAGAAGAAUAAUAUUUUUUCUAUGAGCAAAGCUUUGAUACCAUUACAAAAAAUUAACAUUGAGUCAAGAAGGUUUACAAUUUGGGAAGAGAAAGAAGCGGAAUUUCAUGAAAAGUUACAAAAGCUUAAAAAUCCCGAUGAGUUUGAAGUGUGCCAUUUGAAGUCUGUUGUGAGAGACAUAAAAGAAUGUGUUACUAAGCAUUUAUGGAUAGUCGCAGUGGAAGAAGCUCAACUCCUUCACGAGUUGCAUCUGAUGAAAGACUUCUACCUCUUGGGCCGAGGGGAACUCUUUUUGGAACUACUUCGUUUGACCUCACGUUUAUUGGACAAACCCACUACCAGGACAUCUACGAGAGAUAUGAACCAAGCAUUUCAAUUAGCGGCCAGAUCAGUAUUCCUAAGCAACAGUGCUGAUAUUGAGAAGUUCAGCUUCGAAUUGCCCUACGUCAAGCCUAAUGCAUCUGAUAAUUUGUCGCUCCAGGAAGACAGCAGCUCAGCGGCGGACGGUUGGUCUACAAUAAUAUUAAAGUACGAUUUCAAAUGGCCCCUACACUUGUUAUUCGCACCGGAAGUACUAGCACGCUACAAUGAUAUGUUCCGCUUGCUCUUGCGCAUCAAGAAAACGCAGCACGAUCUACACGCUUUAUGGAAAACAUACAAAAAUUCGUCUCGGUUCAGCUCAUGUCAGCUUCAUAACAAAUUAAUGUUUUUAAUGGAUAACCUUCAACAUUAUCUCCAAGCGGAUGUCUUGGAAACGAAUUUCUCACGUUUAAUGGACGCUGUCAGCAAAACCAACGAUUUCGAGAAGCUUAAGAAGGCGCACGCGAAUUUCCUGGCCGAUAUAUUGAGCCAAUCUUUUUUGACUGUUACGGCAGAAGACACAGAGGGCUCUGAUACAUUAGACAGUAUAAAUAACCCAGUUUUAAAUAAUAUAGUAGAGUUAUUACGACUUGGCCAUUCCUUUUGUAACCUCAGCGAGGUAACCACAGAUGCUGACGAUGAAGAUUAUUAUAUACGAGGAUAUUCGGAAAGGUUUAACAAACUUGUGAAACAAUUGAUGCAACUUCUGGUAUCUCUGCGAGAAAAGCCGUGCGGUGUAUACUUAGCUAGGCUGUUAAUGCGUCUAGACUAUAACCGGUGGCUCAGUGCUGAAGCUCAGCUCACUCAAUCAGUUACAAAUAUGCUUCGAUAUUAA
Molecule: messenger RNA, 2001 nt
Organism: Pieris macdunnoughi
Lineage: Eukaryota; Metazoa; Arthropoda; Insecta; Lepidoptera; Pieridae
Source: the annotation of a GenBank genome assembly